Molecule: messenger RNA, 590 nt
Organism: Cladocopium goreaui
Lineage: Eukaryota; Dinophyceae; Suessiales; Symbiodiniaceae
Source: the annotation of a GenBank genome assembly
GGUAUUGUUGAGCGCCGGAUUCGGGUCCUUGGCCAUUCUCAUGGAACUGAUUGGGGUGGAUGAACCUUCUCGCUCUUUUCUAGUCCUGACGCGAUACGUGACCACGUCUAGCCUUUUGAUGGGUCAGAUCCUGGGUGCCAUUGAGCUCAUGGACAUGUCUUUCCUGGCACUUGAUAGUGUGGAUGAGAAUUUGGUCAAUGAAGAGAUGACCCAGAUUGGAGCCGAGCUCUCAUCUUGGCCACGGCAAGUGUCUGAAUGGUGCUGCAGAGCCCCGUGUCCAAGUGCACAAGCUGCUGACCGGCUGUUGGCAGGGAUAGUUUCCACCUUGGUUCAGGCGCAUGAGUCCAUCCCAGAUGCAUGCCUAUCUGAGCUUGUGCGCGCUGCAGCAUCCAUCCGAGGCAUGGUCCAAGAAUUGCAGACGGAGCUCAGUUCCAGAGUUUCUGGUGGUCGUGAGCUCAUCACCGCAUCAGCAGGCUCACACGACUUUCAAGAUUUUCAAGACGCUGGCGCGAUCAUAGUCCCGGAAACUGCGGACAUGUGGAUUUGGGGUGAGUGAGAUUUGACAGUGAUUUCACAGACGUACGUUUUUG